Molecule: messenger RNA, 1040 nt
Organism: Elgaria multicarinata webbii
Lineage: Eukaryota; Metazoa; Chordata; Lepidosauria; Squamata; Anguidae
Gene: SNCA
Product: synuclein alpha
Exons: 5
Coding region: 21-452 (143 amino acids)
Biological process (GO): chemical synaptic transmission; synapse organization; regulation of dopamine secretion
Cellular component (GO): neuronal cell body; axon terminus; cytoplasm
Molecular function (GO): cuprous ion binding
Source: RefSeq, a predicted model, not a curated record
GAUAUAAACAAUCUUUGGCCAUGGAUGUUUUCAUGAAAGGGUUUAAUAAAGCCAAAGAAGGAGUCGUGGCAGCGGCAGAGAAGACCAAACAGGGCAUGGCCGACGCAGCCGGGAAAACAAAAGAAGGCAUGAUCUACAUGGGUUCAAAAACCAAGGAGGGAGUUGUUCAUGGGGUCACAACAGUUGCGGAGAAAACUAAAGAACAAGUGUCAAAUGUGGGAGGAGCUGUCGUGACCGGAGUGACCGCCGUAGCGCAGAAGACGGUGGAAGGUGCCGGAAAUAUUGCUGCAGCUACUGGCUUUGUCAAGAAGGAUCAGCUGGCCAAACAGAAUGAAGAAGGUUUCACACAGGAAGGAAUUAUGGAUAACACAAAUGUGCCAGCAGACCCUGAAAAUGAGGCCUACGAAAUGCCUCCUGAGGAAGAAUACCAGGAUUAUGAACCUGAAGCAUGAAUCUCACCCCUUCUGUCUUCUGCUGCCUGUUAACAAAGACAUCCUGUCCUGUACAAGUGCUGAGUUCCAGUGUGCCCAGUUGUAAACUAUUUUUAUAGUUUUUUGAAGUCUUCCAUCAGCAAUGAUUGGAGCAUUUGUAACUGUGUCCAGUUUUCGUUUCGGUGACCUCCCUCCUCCCUCUGAAACGGAAGUCUGGGUCUCAGAGCCAUUGUUGUUGUGUGGAUAUUGUGGCUUCAAGUUCUAAAAAGUUUGAAAACAAUUUUAAAAAAAAACACCUAAGUGUCUAUUCCUUAUUUCUAAAUCUGUAUGUUUUGUUGAUAGAUGGUCAGUACUUUGGUAUUGUUUAUGAUACAAAGUUUUUGAAAUGUUUCCUAUUAUUAGUCUUUUCUGUCCAAGGAUGACAUUAUUGUGAAAGUUGUUAAUAUAUUUGUACACAUAUAUAUAUACAUAUACAUAAAGUAACUGAGCAUGAACUAUGCACCUAUAAAUAUCAAGUGUGAAAUUUUAUUUGUUUUGUGACAUGUUUUACUACCUUGUAUCUGUAAAUAAUGGUGUCCGACUGGAAUAAAUAAAAUACAUUAUCUGUUC